Penicillium brasilianum is the source of this 3552-nucleotide messenger RNA. NCBI's taxonomy places the organism in Eukaryota, Fungi, Ascomycota, Eurotiomycetes, Eurotiales, Aspergillaceae. The record is from the annotation of a GenBank genome assembly.
GGGAGAACAAGUCCAGCGUCUUCGUUUUCGAAGAGGCAUGGUAAGUUGAAAUUCUGAAAAUCAAGGAGCCUUUCCCGGAGCAGAGCAAUGGAGCCCGAGGAGCACUUUUUCUCGGAACCAUACAAGGCCUCCCAUAGACCCACCGGGGCGCUAAAAGCACCAGGAAUCCUGCUGCGAAGAGCACCCGUCACAUGAGGCGUUAGCUGCAAGCCCUUUCGCAAAUGUCCUUUCUAUACCCUUCCAUUGGCACUGGCCAUCAACCAUAAGUUUUCCGCUGUUUUUCGAGAGCUAUACGUUCAUGGUGCUCGCUUCUAGUGAAACUUGGCACCUGAUCCUGGGCCUUCCUUCUCGAGAAAGGUAGGAAACAAAACCAUUCAGUGUUAAAACGGAGCGCUUUGACCUGUCCAGACAUAUUGGCAAAAUAGGCAUCAGUCUAAGGCAGCAAUGCGAUUUCAGUCAGCCGCCUGAGAUGCCCGUCAAGCCUCAGGUACGUCGAGAUUCUUUUUGUGACACCCAACACAUCAAUUCCGACUACAAUCAUCACAGAAAAAGAUCUAUUGAAAAUGGAAUCCAUAUUGUGUGACGAUGAUUCUUCUCAGGAAGCGAUCGCUCGAGCUCGUCUUCAGCGGGAUGUUCUUUCUACGAUCACGUCUGCAAAAAGGAGACCCAAACUGCUUAAGAGAAACAUCGAAAAGCUUAAAAAUUACCUGAGAGAUCCAUUACUGGACAUCAAUUUCCAGAUAGACGGCAUGUCACCCUUGGCGAAGGCGACAUUGGAGUGGAGAGUGCUCAAUGAACUCUUGCAGCACGAAGGAAUCAACUUGAAUUUUUGCAACUCUGACGGCCGAACAAGCAUCUUCUUCGCUGUGGAAUGCCGUCCUACUGAUUCAUUAAGGCUCCUAAUAGAUAAAGGGGCUCUUCUCGACUGGAUGGAUAAUGAAGGCCGUACUUCGCUGUCACUAGCGGCAGAGCUUGGGCAUUUUGACCACGUGAGAAUUCUCGUCGCAUCUAAUGCGGAUAUCAAUUUGGCAGAUUCAAGAGGCUGGACGCCGCUAUUCUGGGCAGUGUCGAGGCAGCAUCUUGAAACUGCAAAAUACCUCCUCUCAAUUGGAGACGUGAAUAGCGACCAUCAAGAUGUCAGCGGUCGGACUCCUUUAUCAAUUGCCGCAGAGACUGGGAGUGCCGAAAGUAUAUGGUGCCUGAUCCAUGCAAAAGAGAAGGGAAGGCGAUUAAUCGGGGUUGAACGUGACCUACUGCUAUGGGCAGUUUUUCGCCGUGAUAUGGAAACUGUUCAACUCCUACUCGAGGCUGACAAUAGUCUGGCUAAUCAUCGCGUUAAAGGUCGCACCCCGCUGUCUAUGGCGAUAGAGCUUGGAGAUGUCGGUAUAACCAAGCUUCUCAUCAAUGCAGGAGCGGAUUUGCAGGCAUUAGAUGAAACCAGAUGGCCUACCCUGAGCAAGUGGCUGUUUGAAACUUAUUUUCCACCAGAGGAUGUUCUGCUGGAAGUUGAGAACUUCUCUGUCAAUCAUCAUCCAACAAAAAGAUCUCCAUUAUUACUUGCGGCAGAGUUUGCACAUGUCGACAUUUUGCAGGUACUGCUUGAUGCCAGUGCAAACGUGAACUCGGUUGACGCAAAGAGUUGGACAGCGCUAGCAUGGGCUGUUGAAAAGCGACACGACGCUGCAGUCGAGGUUUUACUCGAGACCCCGGGAAUUUCCGUGGACUCUCGAGAUGCGACUGGCCGAACCCCUCUGAUGAUGGCAGCAAGUCUUGGCGAAAUCAACAUUUUGAACCAAUUACUCAAAUCGAAUGCAGCGAUCGACUCGGAGGAUGAGCGAAAGUGGACAUCGCUCUCCUGGGCUGUUGCGAAUAAUCAUAAGCAGACAGCGGAGCUCCUACUCAGAGUAGCAGGAGUAUGUGUAGACCAUCAAGAUGCACAAGGUCGUACUCCCUUUUCGCUAGCUGCAGAGCGUGGAUUUACCCUGAUUAUGCAAAUGCUCAUCGAAAAUGGGGCAGAUCCCCAUAUUUCAGAUGACGAAGGCCAUACAGGGUUUUGGUGGUUUCUCAGAGCAAGGUAUGCCUUGUUUACCAGCUCUUCAUAUCGUUUGAGCCGGCCCGCGCUUGGUGAGACGGUAAAUCCUUUUAGUCUCCAGGCUUUAGUCUACAACCUACCAACACCAAAUAAAAAGGAUCGAAGCGGUCGCAACUGGCUCUCAUGGGCAGCGGAGUAUGGAGACGACGAAGUUGUACGGUGUUUCCUACGGGUCGAGGACAAGGCGGAUAGAGUGGACAUGAAUAUUUGUGAUGGAACCGGAGACACAUUUUCCCGGACUCCAUUGAUAUGGGCAUUGGAGGGGGGAAGUACGACUUCAGUUGAUCUGUUAAAAGACGGUGACACUAUUUCUUUGCAUUUAUUGGUCGAAGGUAUAAGUCCAAUAGAACAAGACAACGUUUUGGGCUUGGUGACCAGCCUUCUUCAGGCUGGCUAUAAUCCCAACCAGCCUGACCAGAAAGGAAAAACUCCUCUGCACAUUGCAUGUCUUAAGGGAAGCGGAGAACUUGUUUCAGCUUUGAUCAAAGCUAAUGCGAAUUUGGGCGCCAGGGACCAUACUGGCAAGAUCCCUUUGCAAUAUGCCCUGAAAGCGCAAAGCAAAGCUGUCGUGGAUCUAUUGCUCAAUGCUCCAUCAUCAGACCUCAAGCCUGUCCAGUCACGGGAAUGGUUUACUAUGAAUGAGCUAGAACCUUCCUGGGUACAGAUCACCAGGAGGAUACAAAACCGCGGCUUUCAUUUGGAAUUAAUCAAUGAACUCCACUGCGACUGGGUGCCCGGAGCCAAAGAGGCAAGGCUAUGUAUUUGCGGUAACCCAACCAUAUGGUCGCUCUUACCGUGGAGAUUAGGUGUUCACAACAAGCUCAACAAAGAAGGCUAUUACUGGAACUAUGCCCACGAAGAUUCUGGCCAUCGGUUGGUAACCUAUAUUUCGCUCGCCAUUCCAUACAAGCAAGAGAAAGAUGACUAUCCAUGGGGUAUCGCAUGGACUAGCAUGACGACAGCAGACGGGCUUGCUUCUGGAUUCAUCAGCAUGCUUCCGAGCGGCUGGGUACCUAAUGGUCCUUCGGACUUUUUCAGACUGUUCCUUGAGGCUCUACACCAUAAAUGGAAAGCAACCUGUUCUCAUGCAAACACAAGAGUUGAGGCCUUGCGACAUGAUCAAGUCAAAAAGCGUGGUAGGAGUCACGGUCUCGUCAAUGAGCUUGCCAAGGAUGCUUUGGAGCGUGCAGAUCUCCGGCAAUGUUUGCAAUCGCACAUCGAGGGACUUCUCACAGUGGUCAAAACUAAUAGUUCACUCGAAGAAAAACAUCAACUUGAAGGAGAAAUCAGCGAACUCGACCUGGAAGUGACCGCAAAGCUUGACCAUAUGGAGCAAGCUGUACGAGAUCUUUUGCAGAUUGUGAGCUACCUUGCAGAAUUCUCCUCCAGGCACUAACAUCAACUCCAAAGGAGCUUGCUUGGGUCUCCACAAACGAAGCAGCAAGUUUUAAGCGUCUUAG